Molecule: messenger RNA, 1542 nt
Organism: Leishmania braziliensis MHOM/BR/75/M2904
Lineage: Eukaryota; Euglenozoa; Kinetoplastea; Trypanosomatida; Trypanosomatidae
Exons: 1
Coding region: 1-1542 (513 amino acids)
Source: RefSeq, a predicted model, not a curated record
AUGAGACGCGUUCUGCGAAGCUCUGUGGCAGCGGUGCAUGCGGGGCACGUCCUGCAAAGCGCCGCUGAAUCGUAUCACAUGCCGGGCUGGAAAACGCAGUCUAGCACAAAGGAUGCUCGGUCACGCGAGCAGCGCGAGAUGGACCGUAAGGCGCGCCAGAUCGAGAAGCUGCCCCGCCCCGAGGCACUGCACGACUUCCAGUACCCAUACGAGAAAACGAUUCUGUCGGACAGCAUGUUUGAGUACCCGGUGUAUGAGACGGAGCUUGAUACACCGCAUCUCUUCAACUUGACUCCGCCGCCGGAUUUUUUCAUUUACUGGAACGCUAGUGAUUUCGAGCGAACGGCCUACCCGCCGGUGCCUGAAGAGGACCAUCGAAUGCUCGUGCCAUCGCCUCAGUCGACACGCUGGAUCGAGCAUCGCGCCCGGCUGCUGCGAUACCUGCGCAAGCACGAGAUCAUACCGCACUACGUCCCGCACAUCAACGCAAACGUGAACCUCUCUGUCGUCUUCCCUGGCCAAUACAGCACACGUGCGCGGCUCAUGGACGAGAACGGCGACAAGAUCCCACCGCCGCCUCCUCAGACGAACAUGACGCCGCGCAACUUCUGGUUCACGGCGCACUGCGGCAAUUACAUAGAGCUGACAGAUCUUCAGCACCCGCCGAGCAUUUUCCUCUUUGAGGAGGAAUCUGCUGCUGCGAGCGAAGCUAGCCAUGUCGCCAAAACAGCAGGUCUAGUACACAAGGAAUCUUCCAAGGCAGGGGCGAAGUACUACACGUUUGUCAUGCUUUCCCCUGACUACCCGUAUCGCGUGCCGCUCUCGCAGGAUCGACAGAGGGCUGAUCGCGGCUUUUUCCUAAAUUACAUGGUGGCCAAUCUGCUUGCCCCGCAAGCGGUUCCCACGGUGAAGGACACAGUUGUGGAUACGGAGGGGCUACAUAGCAAGGGCGACGUUGUUGUUCCUUACGUUGCUCCACUACCUACCGAGGACGCAGGAACGACUCGGCAUUUGUGUCUUCUCUUCAAGCAAACUAGCUACGUCCCACACGUGAGAACGAUGACGGCGGACGAGGAGCAGCGCGACUUUCCCCUCGCUGAUCGCAGUAACUACCGCCUGCACAGUAGCUUCACUAAGCCGACGAAUCGGAAGAUGCUGCCAAGUGUCUCUGCUGCGUGCCUGGCCAGCCUGCGCGCCGUUGAGAGGGCGAUCCCGCCAGACCCUAGCACUGUGACCUUCUUCACCACCAAGUGGGAUAUUCAGGUCCAGGAGUAUUAUGAGAAGCUCGGGCUUCCUGAGCCAGCGGCGCCGGUCGAUGAGGAAGUCGAGGCCCUCCUCGAGUUCCACGCUAUGCAGCCAGAAAAGCUGCGUGUACGCGCCCGGCACCGCCCGGAUGGGUCGGUGAACAUGGGCGAUGACCCACACUUCUGGUUUCAGGCGCAGCCAACGCGCAUCAUGGACGGGAGCAUGCAGCGUGGCUUGGGAUGGUCGCGGCGCACGGCAAUGAGUGCCAACGGUGUACCUGUGGUGUAUCCACACUGA